AAAAUGGUAAAAUCGUCAUUUCCGGCGGAAGCGCUGAGUGGUUUCUAUAAGUAACAGCAAGCUGGCCUUUCUCUGUUUUUUCCACCAUUUGAAGAGAAGAGAGAGAGAAUUUUAUUACGAGCAAAAUUACAGAGAGAGAGAAACUGAGAAGAAAACCAUUAGACCUAGUAAAGCCGGACUCUGAGUCCUUUUGCCGGAGAUGAAGAACUGCGAGCUUUGUCACCUACCUGCGCGGACCUACUGCGAAUCGGACCAGGCGAUUCUCUGCUGGGACUGCGAUUUCAAGGUUCACGGCGCCAAUUUCCUGGUGGCCAGGCACUCCAGGACGCUCCUCUGCCACGCGUGCCACGCGCCGACUGCCUGGAAGGCCUCCGGCGAGAAACUCGGCCAUACUUUUUCGGUUUGCGAGCGCUGUGUGGCGAGAAAUGAAAGCAGAGACGACGAGGAAGAGAGCCAGGCUGGCAAUGAUGAUGCUACGGAUGAUGAUGACCUCGAUGACUCCGAUUAUGAUGAUGACGACGGCGAUAUUGAUUUUGAUGACGACGGAGAUAAUCAGGUGGUGCCGUGGGGUUCGACGCCUCCUCCGCCAGCUGCGAGCUCUACCAGCAGCGACGAGGUUAGCAAUGACGGUAGAUAUGGUCGCCGAUCAGUAGGCGCGGUUUCGUUGAAGCGAACCAGAGAUAAUGCUUCCGAUCUUCGCUCUCUGGACGAUCUCCGCCGUUUAGCCGCUCGACUGAGGGGUGAAACAGCUGGCACCGCCCAUUCCGGUCGGUCAGGGACCGACGGCGGAGCCACUUUGGUUGACUGCAGAAGACCUUCAAAAGACCGGAGAGUGGAUCCAAACGGGUCGGGUCCGCGUUUAUAGCGGGCGAGAGAGUCGACGAGGAGAAAUCUCCGGCAAAAUGGCCGUAAACUCAGCGAAGCCGUCGAUCUUGACUCCUCAGAGCCUCGUAUCCCUCCGAUAUGAGGUAGCGUAAUUUUGAAGAUAUUUUCUUUUUACCUAACAAACCGCCUGAUCCACAUUUGACCAUUAGUUUAAAUCUAUAUACUAGUCAGACGAUUUCUUUGAUUUUUCUUAUUUUUUUUAACCGCCGAGUGUAAUUCUGAUUCUACAUUUCCUAUGGAUCAAAUGGAAUCUCCGUGUUUGUUUGGAUAUUUCCUUCUGUAAAUUUGAGACGGUGAAAGUAAAUUAAUUAGAGAAAUUAUCUUUUA
Rosa rugosa (rugosa rose) is the source of this 1212-nucleotide messenger RNA. Its product is annotated as zinc finger protein CONSTANS-LIKE 4-like. The record is from RefSeq and is a predicted model, not a curated record. The transcript has 2 exons. Gene Ontology annotation, molecular function: zinc ion binding. The coding region runs from base 200 to 865 and encodes 221 amino acids. Lineage: Eukaryota; Viridiplantae; Streptophyta; Magnoliopsida; Rosales; Rosaceae.